AGAAAGGAGAAUAAAAGUGCAUCAAGAAAAUGGCUUGUUGCCCAACACUCACAGCCGAAGAUAAACUCGAGCCUUAUCAAUUACGCGCACUUUAUAUAAGACAGAUUUCCAAAUUUGCUCAAACGGGAAUAUUUGGACAAGCUCUGAAUGUGUUUAAAGAGAUCUCAAACAACCUUGGUGUAAAUGCAUCGACGAAGAGGUUGAGUAACCUGGCUGUCUCUGAUCUUCUUGCUGGGGAUGAAUUCCUGGUUGAUCGUGAUGCAUAUCGAUAUUUACAAAGGUAAGCAUACAAAAAGGUUUCUUAUACAGUAACAGUAUGUGUCUGUAUCUUUGCACCUUACAAGAUGUCCGUUGGUGUAGUUAUGAAAAUGCCGCAAGUGUUCAUCACUAACUGUCUUAUUUAUCGCGAAGUAUUUGUACAGUUUCGAAACGAAGGCUUACAAUCGAAUGGUCAGUUACGUUAACCUCUACAAUAUUCGCGGGGAUUUUGACGGUUUUGAAGGCGUCCACUCGAACAGCUUAAACUCAAGUGGUCUGAAAGUGACCUUAUACCCCGGGAAUUACAGUACUACCUAAAAUAUUCAGGUUCAACUUCACACUCUUUUGUUAACAAUUGCCACUAUAAACACCAUCACAACUUCAACAACAACCACAACCAAAAUCAUACGAUCUUUUGAAUCCUUACGAAAUGUUUAAGUAUGAUGUUUUUCCACGAAUCCAAACAAUGAUGAUGACAAUUGUUAAACGUCCAAUCUUCCAAUGAUAUAUGGUGAAAUGCAAAUGUUUAUGAUCAUUCAUAAUUUCCUCAGUCUUUGUUUACUUUGUGGCCUAACCGUGAACCAACGCGUGCUUCCCGCCUGCAGACUACGACUGUUC
Messenger RNA from Orbicella faveolata, 876 nucleotides. RefSeq names its product leucine-rich repeat-containing protein 75A-like. The record is from RefSeq and is a predicted model, not a curated record. NCBI's taxonomy places the organism in Eukaryota, Metazoa, Cnidaria, Anthozoa, Scleractinia, Merulinidae.